This is a messenger RNA of Trypanosoma theileri, 810 nucleotides long. Its product is annotated as putative CYC2-like cyclin 6. The record is from RefSeq and is a predicted model, not a curated record. The transcript has a single exon. Gene Ontology annotation, molecular function: protein kinase binding. NCBI's taxonomy places the organism in Eukaryota, Euglenozoa, Kinetoplastea, Trypanosomatida, Trypanosomatidae. Gene Ontology annotation, biological process: regulation of cyclin-dependent protein serine/threonine kinase activity. The annotation marks the transcript as partial.
AUGACCGCCCUUUCACUUUCACUUGUAAUUCCUGACCCGUACAGUUCUGCUGAGGACCAAUCAGACGAGGAAGAAAUUGCACUUAACGCCCAACACUGCCGGGCAUUUCUCUUGGCGAUGGAAUUUCUUCUGCAGGAGCAAUGGACACACAACUCCAACCUGAUGGUUUCUACUCUUCAAACAGAACAACGACAACAGAAGCGGAAACCGAUAAAUUCAGAUGUAACGCAAUUGUACUUUCCUUGCCAUUGUAUGUUAGAUAAAUAUGAAUACAAUGAAGAUGGACGUCGUCGUGUGUUUGUUGGUGGUGGAGCCUCAGGUCCAGUGCGGGAUUUCAUCUACCGCCUUAUAUGCCAUACUCGCUGCAGUGUGGAAUGCUAUCCACUCACACUCGCUCUUAUUGACAAAUUUUUCAUUGCCUUGAGAAAACAGGAAUUACAAACAAGUGAAUUCAUGAGAACUAUGGGUCAGAUGCCUUAUCUGUUUGCCGUAUUACUAAUGCUCGCUGUAAAGUUCCGUGAUGAUAACUUUAGAAGUAAUCGCUAUUUUAGUCAAAUGGCAGAACUUUCUCUAAGUGAGUGGAAUGCGUUGGAACGGUUUGUGUUGAAGGUGUUAGGAUAUGAUGUGCGUGUUCCUGUGAAUGAGUACAUUGCGUAUGAAAAACUCGUUCUCUCUGAAAUUGCUCAACAGGAGCCACAACUGCAGAUGAUACCGAACGUCCUCUGUCACCACCAUUCCCUUCCUUACAAAAAUAACAACAAAAAUAAUAAUAAUAAUAAUAAUAAUAAUAAUAAUAAUAAUAAUAAUAAU